Euleptes europaea (tarantolino) is the source of this 1416-nucleotide messenger RNA. RefSeq names its product COP9 signalosome subunit 2 (gene COPS2). Bases 54 to 1406 code for a protein of 450 amino acids. The record is from RefSeq and is a predicted model, not a curated record. NCBI's taxonomy places the organism in Eukaryota, Metazoa, Chordata, Lepidosauria, Squamata, Sphaerodactylidae. Gene Ontology annotation, molecular function: protein binding. The transcript is spliced from 13 exons. Gene Ontology annotation, biological process: protein deneddylation. Gene Ontology annotation, cellular component: COP9 signalosome.
CCCCGUCCGCUUCCCCUCUCCCCUCCCCCCCCUCCGCGCGUCCUCCGGCCAAGAUGUCUGACAUGGAGGAUGAUUUCAUGUGCGAUGAUGAGGAGGACUACGACCUGGAAUACUCUGAAGACAGUAACUCGGAACCGAAUGUAGAUUUGGAGAAUCAGUACUACAACUCUAAAGCGCUGAAGGAGGAUGACCCCAAAGCAGCGCUCAGCAGCUUCCAGAAGGUUUUGGAGCUUGAGGGUGAAAAGGGAGAAUGGGGAUUCAAAGCAUUGAAACAGAUGAUAAAAAUAAAUUUCAAGCUGACUAACUUUCCUGAAAUGAUGAACAGAUAUAAACAACUAUUGACCUAUAUACGGAGUGCAGUUACAAGGAAUUAUUCUGAAAAGUCCAUCAAUUCUAUUCUCGAUUAUAUCUCCACUUCCAAGCAGAAUUCUGAUUUUUUAUGUCAGAUGGAUUUGCUUCAGGAAUUUUAUGAGACAACGCUUGAAGCUCUCAAAGAUGCUAAGAAUGAUAGGUUAUGGUUUAAGACAAACACAAAGCUCGGCAAACUGUAUUUAGAACGAGAAGAGUAUGGGAAGCUGCAGAAAAUCUUGCGCCAGCUCCACCAGUCGUGUCAGACCGACGAUGGAGAGGAUGACCUUAAAAAGGGCACCCAGCUAUUGGAAAUAUAUGCAUUGGAAAUUCAAAUGUAUACAGCACAGAAAAAUAACAAAAAACUUAAAGCACUAUAUGAACAAUCGUUGCACAUCAAGUCUGCUAUCCCUCAUCCGCUAAUCAUGGGGGUCAUCAGAGAAUGUGGCGGUAAAAUGCACCUAAGAGAAGGUGAAUUUGAAAAGGCACACACUGAUUUCUUUGAAGCUUUCAAGAACUACGAUGAAUCAGGGAGUCCUAGAAGAACUACUUGCUUAAAAUAUUUGGUCUUAGCAAACAUGCUGAUGAAGUCUGGAAUAAAUCCGUUUGACUCUCAGGAGGCAAAACCAUACAAAAACGAUCCAGAGAUUCUAGCAAUGACAAAUUUAGUAAGUGCCUACCAGAAUAACGACAUUACUGAAUUUGAGAAGAUUCUGAAGACAAAUCACAGUAACAUCAUGGACGAUCCCUUCAUAAGGGAGCACAUUGAAGAACUUUUGCGAAACAUCCGAACACAAGUGCUUAUAAAAUUAAUUAAGCCUUACACAAGAAUACAUAUUCCUUUUAUUUCUAAGGAGUUAAACAUAGAUGUAGCUGAUGUGGAAAGCUUGCUUGUGCAGUGUAUACUGGAUAACACUAUUCAUGGCCGAAUCGAUCAAGUUAAUCAACUCCUUGAGCUGGAUCAUCAGAAAAGGGGUGGAGCACGGUAUACCGCUUUAGAUAAAUGGACCAACCAACUAAAUUCUCUCAACCAGGCUGUAGUCAGUAAACUGGCUUAAAAAAACCGAG